Messenger RNA from Stereum hirsutum FP-91666 SS1, 661 nucleotides. RefSeq lists its product as uncharacterized. Lineage: Eukaryota; Fungi; Basidiomycota; Agaricomycetes; Russulales; Stereaceae. The coding region runs from base 345 to 521 and encodes 58 amino acids. The record is from RefSeq and is a predicted model, not a curated record. The transcript has 3 exons.
GUAAUCCCAUCGUGCUCCCACUUGUGGCGUUCGACACAUCACGAACGAUGCAACUAGAGUCGCCCGUACGACUCCCGGCGCCCCGUCUAAUGGCAUAAAUGCAACGCUUCAUCGCAUCAACGCGUCAACAGCGAUCGCGACAGACGCACGAUCUCUCUGGGGAGAAAUCGUUCAGGCCACUUGAGAGCUCGGCCAAAUCUGACAGAUAUCCCGACCGACCUUGCCCUGGUCGGAUUGCAAUAUCUGGGUAUUGAUGGGUGGCGUUAGUGCGGGGAUUGAUCGCGAUGCCCUUCCUUCACAAGUCGGGGAACAGGUUGAUGCGAUGAGGAGCAAUUGCCAAUGAAAUGUUGUCCGUGUCGUCGUCGGCAGCCGGUAUCCUUCUGUUCAUGAACUCUUCGCGUAGAUGGUGGCAGCGUCAAGCAAUUUGUGGCGGGAUUCCUACACUAAGUUUGCAGGAGAAGUCGUGUCCAGAGUCCAUGACUCCUCAAUGGAUUAAAGGUUUUAUCUCCGCCGGCGCCUGACGUCGAUCUUUCCCUGCUCUCAAUCUUCCCAUCAUUCCGAUAUCCUCGACAGCAAUGAAAAUGUUCAACUCGGUGCAAACUCGGCGACCAGUUCAGCGUAAAAGUCGAGUUCUCGUCAUCGCUGUCAGUGUCUCUUAUGU